Fukomys damarensis (Damara mole-rat) is the source of this 2254-nucleotide messenger RNA. RefSeq names its product chloride intracellular channel 4 (gene Clic4). The record is from RefSeq and is a predicted model, not a curated record. The transcript has 6 exons. Lineage: Eukaryota; Metazoa; Chordata; Mammalia; Rodentia; Bathyergidae. Bases 16 to 810 code for a protein of 264 amino acids.
GGCUAGAUAUUACUAAUGGUCACCACACUGGACAAUGGUAAUACAGAUUCUCCCGGUCAUGGCAGAGCGUUCUCUUGGACACCACUGUGCUGGACUGCUUAUUUCUCAGAAUAUUAUAAGGCUGGCAGUGAUGGUGAAAGCAUAGGAAACUGCCCCUUUUCCCAGAGGCUCUUCAUGAUUCUUUGGCUCAAAGGUGUUGUGUUUAGUGUCACAACUGUUGACCUGAAAAGGAAGCCCGCAGACCUGCAGAACUUGGCUCCCGGAACCCACCCACCGUUUAUAACGUUCAACAGUGAAGUCAAAACAGAUGUCAAUAAGAUUGAGGAAUUUCUUGAAGAAGUCUUAUGCCCUCCCAAGUACUUAAAGCUUUCACCAAAACACCCAGAGUCAAAUACUGCCGGAAUGGACAUCUUUGCCAAAUUCUCUGCUUAUAUCAAGAACUCAAGGCCAGAGGCAAAUGAAGCCCUGGAGAGGGGUCUUUUGAAAACACUGCAGAAACUGGAUGAGUAUUUGAAUUCUCCCUUACCGGAUGAAAUUGAUGAGAACAGCAUGGAGGACAUUAAAUUUUCUACACGUAAAUUUCUGGAUGGCAAUGAAAUGACAUUAGCUGAUUGCAACCUGCUGCCCAAACUGCACAUUGUCAAGGUGGUGGCCAAGAAAUACCGAAACUUCGAUAUUCCAAAGGGAAUGACUGGCAUCUGGAGAUACUUAACUAAUGCUUAUAGUAGGGAUGAGUUCACCAAUACCUGUCCCAGUGAUAAGGAGGUUGAAAUAGCAUACAGUGAUGUCGCCAAAAGACUUACCAAGUAAAAUAGCACUUGCAGGAGAGAUACCUUCAAAUCUUCCCUUAAGAAUAUGCUUUUCCUAACAGACUACUCCUCCUCCUAUGAAGUAGAAAUGUAUUUUGCAUGAACCUGCAGUUACUCAAGAUUAGGACCAAGGAUAGAUAGUACUUAUCUUAAAAUACACACUCCUAAGCAGUAUUAUUUUAAAAUCCUUUCACCCUGCCUACCUCCCUGUCCAUAGCCGCCUCUCCUUCAGUUUGGAGACACUCCGUCACAAGCUCUUCACACACGAGGCACUCUACAGCCCUCACCAUUGUGUCCAUGCUCUGUGUAUAGGUGGUGCAGUGUUCAACUAUUAAAAUAGUAGCUGUAACAUCAGUCAGCCCCAAACUGGUGUGCAAUGCAUAAUGCAAGGAAUAUUUAUGUAUUUUUUUUAAAAAAUUUUGUAUUUCAUAGGAGCAUGUGAAAGGAUUGCUACUGUAUCAGAAAUGCUGUGUUUCACUGUAGUCUGUCCUGGAUAUGUAUUAAAAAUAUCACCAGAGAAGAGAGUCACUACAGAUUGUUAUUUUCUUUGUAGGAAGAUUUUAAAAUUUACCUAAAACCAUGUAUCCUGCAUAUGAAUUAUAACAUCUGACACUGUGUGGAAGCUAAAAGUUAAGAGGCGGGAAUGGUAUUCUCAAGAUCACAAGCAUUUGAUCUUUGUAGGAGAAACCCACGGGCAUCUGAUAUCUGUCUGAAUGUGUUGUUAUGUAUUUUGCCCAGUGCCAUUCAUUUGGAACAUUAUUGCCUGCCUUGUUUUAAGAAGCUCCAUUGUAGGUAACAAUAGACCUUGCUGUUUGUAGAUCUUUUGAGCAACACUACAUAAAUUGGUAUUUCAUUGACUUAGUUAUAGCAGUAUGGUGAUUAACAAUGUAAAAUUUAAUUCUUAAAGAAAUUAACCUAAGGAAUGUAGGAUGGGUUUGUCAGAGUAUCAUGUGAAAUUUAUUUCUAAAGCAUAUUUAAUGUAGAUAAUCAAGAAUGCAUUAUCCAUCCUAUAUUAAAAAUGGUAAAACAUUCUCUUUUCACCUCCAUUACUGUUGGACUUUGCAUAGAGGAUUGUUCACAGUGUUUGGACUAAAUGGUAGCUGUUUUGCCUCACUUCAAUCGCUGCACCCCUGGAGUUAAAUUUUUCUGCAACAACACUGAGGAAUAGUAUUGUGUUUUUUGUUGUUGUUGUUUGUUUCACUUUUAAAUUAAAGUCCUAAACUAGAAGUUAUUUAUGCUCUAACAAAGGAGAGUGAACUUGGUAAAAGUAGAACAAAAGUUUGCUCUGUAUUGUUUUCUCCUCCCUCCCCCUCCGUCUCUUUCUUCUGCUUCAACAAAACAGACUUUCUAAGUACUACUCCAAAGACUAUGGCUGUGACUAUAAUAUGUUUUUGUUAAUUUUUAUACCUAACUUGUCUAAGAAGUGCUGUUUCUCAUAAACUUUU